AUGUCUUUCGACAUGGACUUUACCUUCAUGAGCCGGUAUACCGACGGCUUCGAGUUGAAUUUUCGAGGACGCAGUUAUCGCUUUCACGAUCCUGAUGCAAAUCGAAAGGAAUUCGUUGUCACAGGGUUAAACCGACUACCACCACUGCCAAGCAAGAAAAUGUAUCGUAUCAUCGUGAAAAAUCUGACAUUCCAGGUGAUGAACAAUCCGGGAACCAACCUUGCUGAGACUUACGUCAAGCUACCCGUUGCCGAUCGAUUUGUUGUUUACGAAGACAAACAAGGGAACUACGGUGCUUACAAGGCGUUGCCCUAUAUGGGCAAUUAUGCAACCACUCGCUUUGUUCAUAUUGUAUACAAUGUCACUGCGGCUCAGGUAUCUGGUGACGUGAACACGGCCAUUGCCAAACACGCAGGUGGUGUCUAUCUGACGAAUCUGAAAUUGCCCAAUCCUUAUGCAAAACUCCCCUCGUUUUGGCCUCAACAAGUAGCUGCUGUGGCGGCAAAGAAUGGA
Molecule: messenger RNA, 513 nt
Organism: Mesorhabditis belari
Lineage: Eukaryota; Metazoa; Nematoda; Chromadorea; Rhabditida; Rhabditidae
Source: the annotation of a GenBank genome assembly